UCAGGUGUUUUGAAGGCUCAACCCAGAGCGUAGGCACUGGCUGUGUCUCCAAGCCUACUUACAUGCCUACCUAGACUGCAUUUCUGGGCAUCGUAGACGCUGUGUGAGGGGCGCUCGUUCAGUCUAGGUAGGCAGCACUAGUUUUUGAGACACAGCCAUAAAGUGACGAGUCAGCCAGUUUCCAUUCACAAUGGAGUUUGGGGGGAGCUGGGCAGGGCAAAGGAUGUGGCUUGAUGUGGGACUGGACUUCACAGACUCACUGCUGCUCCUCCCACCACCAAUCAAAUUCUUCCUUUUAACUUCAUACUGCCCCUGAGCACACACAGGCACACAAAAUCAGACAACGGGGCCUGCCAGACAAAAUCAGGAUAUGACAUCAUACACAGGAAGGGAAGCCAAAUAACUUUUCAGCUUGUUUUUUCACUCUGUGCCCUAUUCCUACGUGAGUUUUGGAGGGUAAAGACUGACUGAUGAGUGCCAGAAAGGAUCCUCACGAGACAGAACAGGAGAGCGAGGACAUCUUUUCAGGUUUCCCACAACAUUCCAAGUGUCUACAGCGGGACCAAAGCCAGAAAGGGCCCAGGGAAUCAUAAGAGUGAAGAAUCACAACCAUCCAGAUCCUGACUGGAUCUGACGAUUCCGUCACCCUGCUCAGUUCAGCAAUGGCUCUGUGUUUGGGUCAGGUCUUCAGCAAAGACAAAACAUUCCGGCCUCGAAAGCGAUUUGAACCUGGAACCCAACGCUUUGAGCUGUACAAAAGAGCCCAGGCGUCUCUGAAAUCAGGCCUGGACCUGAGGAAAGUGGUGCAGCUGCCAGACGGGGAGAACAUUAAUGACUGGAUAGCUGUGCAUGUGGUGGAUUUCUUCAAUCGAAUCAACCUCAUCUACGGGACCGUGAGCGAGUUCUGCACUGAGAAGAGCUGUCCCAUCAUGUCUGGAGGACCACGUUAUGAAUACAGGUGGCAGGAUGGGAAUCAGUACAAGAGGCCCACCAAACUGCCUGCUCUUAUAUACAUGAACCUCCUGAUGAACUGGAUCGAGUCCCUCAUCAACAAUGAGGACAUCUUUCCUACACGAGUAGGAGUCCCUUUUCCUAAGAACUUUCAGCAGGUGUGCAAGAAGAUACUGAGCCGCUUGUUUCGGGUGUUUGUACACGUGUACAUCCAUCACUUUGACAUGAUCUGUAGUAUCGGAGCUGAGGCUCACAUCAACACCUGCUACAAACACUACUACUACUUCAUCUCUGAGUUCAGUCUCAUCGACCAUUCGGAGUUGGAGCCGCUGAAAGAAAUGACAGAGAGGAUCUGCCACUGAAAGAUGUGGAGAACAGAUGGGAAUCCCAAUGUCAAACAUUCAGACCAAAAGCACAAUGUACUUGAG
Molecule: messenger RNA, 1379 nt
Organism: Sinocyclocheilus rhinocerous
Lineage: Eukaryota; Metazoa; Chordata; Actinopteri; Cypriniformes; Cyprinidae
Product: MOB kinase activator 3C-like
Exons: 5
Coding region: 663-1313 (216 amino acids)
Source: RefSeq, a predicted model, not a curated record